This is a messenger RNA of Drosophila willistoni, 905 nucleotides long. Its product is annotated as dynein regulatory complex protein 8. The transcript has 4 exons. The record is from RefSeq and is a predicted model, not a curated record. Bases 122 to 682 code for a protein of 186 amino acids. Lineage: Eukaryota; Metazoa; Arthropoda; Insecta; Diptera; Drosophilidae.
UUGAAAUUUUGAUAGCCUCAGAUUGGCAAGCAAAAUACUUUGACAUUAAUUUAGUUUAUAGUUAAAAUUAUCAGUGAAACGACUUACAAAAUAGUACAAAAAUUAAUUUAAGUGCAAAAAAAUGGAAACUGGCGUAACCUUAAACAACGAACUUGAGAAACUGAUUUCGGAGGCAUUUUGUAUAUUUGAUAUGCAUGGCGAUAAAUUUAUGGAUACACGAAAUGUUGGUAAUGUUUUACGUUUUCUCGGAUGUGUACCCACUGAAGAGGAAAUUGAGGAGAUUAUUCAGGCAACUGAAUCCACAGAACAUGUAGGCGAAACAUAUUUACCCAAAUUUAUGGCACAUGUAUCCCAAUUGCUAAUGGAAAAAAAAAUGCAACCAGCUUCGCCAAAGAAAAUUUUGGACGCAUUUAAAGUAUUAGAUCCCGAAAAUCAUAAAUACUUAGCAAAGCCAUAUUUUGAGAAAUUAAUGAGGGAAGAAGGCGAACCUUUUAGUGAAGAAGAAUUACAGGAGAUGUGGCCAGUGGCUAUCGACCCAAUUACCGGAAAUAUACCUUAUUACUUUUAUAUUAAUCAACUGAAGCACAAGUCGCCAAUAUACGAAAUAGCCGAAGUAGUCAAGGAGGAAAUUGCCCUCACUGAAAAGGAGCGCAAAAAGGAUCGCCAAUUAGCCAAUCAGUAAAUCUUCUAGUCAUAGCAAAAUUAUCAAGUUUGUGAAGUGUGUGCAGUUUUUCAGCAUUAGUUAUUGGUUUGAAAAAUUUCAGAAAAAUAUUAAUUACGUCAUCCAUGUAAAAUUUUCUACUUCUAAAUUCAAUAGUAGUGCAGUUUUUUCUUAGCUGCUACUAUCAUAUGUAGAUUUUGAAAAUAGUAAAAAAUGUAAAUUAAAAGUCAAAUGUAAAAACAGA